This is a messenger RNA of Bombina bombina (fire-bellied toad), 2642 nucleotides long. RefSeq names its product GTP binding elongation factor GUF1 (gene GUF1). Gene Ontology annotation, biological process: positive regulation of translation. Gene Ontology annotation, molecular function: GTP binding; mitochondrial ribosome binding; GTPase activity. The coding region runs from base 184 to 2211 and encodes 675 amino acids. NCBI's taxonomy places the organism in Eukaryota, Metazoa, Chordata, Amphibia, Anura, Bombinatoridae. The record is from RefSeq and is a predicted model, not a curated record. The transcript has 18 exons. Gene Ontology annotation, cellular component: mitochondrion.
GGAGAUUGGCCGACUUCCUGUUAUGUAGAGGAACAUGCUUUAAGGUGUUAAAUGCAGGAAAACAAUGUAUAAUGUUGAUGAUCACAGUAAUCUGCAUGAAUAAACCCAGCUGCUUGGCUACAAUGAAGAUUGAAUUAUACAGCUAAAAAUUUGACUCCAAACAUUUUGGAUGCUUUUUCAGACAUGUUUUCUCUUAUUCCUCAUCCUACAACAAAAUGUCUUCGUCUGUGGACAUACACUACUUGCGCUCAUUUUAGAUAUUUACCUAAGAAGAACUAUUUUCGCAAAACAUGUGGGCAGCAAAACUUUAUGGAAACAGUCCAUGCUGUGAACAUCCUUCAGCAAAAGCAGUUUAGCACUCAAAAGGAAACCCUUGACAUGUGUGAAUAUGGUGUUGAAAAUAUUAGAAAUUUUAGUAUUAUAGCUCACGUGGACCAUGGUAAAAGUACUCUAGCUGACAGACUGCUUGAGAUUACAGGUCGAAUUCCAAAGGCUGAUUCAAAUAAACAAGUCUUGGAUAAACUACAAGUGGAGCGAGAAAGAGGAAUCACCGUAAAAGCACAAACUGCAUCACUUUUUUACACGUUUCAAGGAAAAAAGUAUCUUCUAAACUUAAUAGAUACCCCUGGUCAUGUAGACUUUAGCUAUGAAGUAUCUAGGUCCCUAUCGGCUUGUCAAGGUGUUUUGCUUGUUGUUGAUGCAAAUGAGGGUAUUCAAGCACAGACAGUGGCAAACUUCUUUCUAGCAUUUGAAGCACAGCUUACAAUUGUUCCUGUUAUAAAUAAGAUAGAUUUGAAAAAUGCAGACCCAGAAAGAGUAGAGAAGCAAAUAGAAAAAAUGUUUGACAUUCCAAGAAGUGACUGUAUCAGAAUCUCUGCUAAGUUAGGAACAAAUGUUGAAAGCGUUCUGCAUGAUGUUAUUACAAAAAUCCCACCACCUAAGUUGGAAAAUAACAGUCCCCUAAAAGCUCUUUUGUUUGACUCAACAUUUGAUCAUUACAGAGGAGUUGUAGCUAAUAUUGCCCUAUUUGGAGGGGAGGUUUGCAAAGGCGAUAGGAUUGUGUCUGCUCAUAAUGGGAAGGGCUAUGAUGUCAAUGAAGUUGGUAUAUUAACUCCAGAAGAGGUUCCAGUAAAAAAACUGUACGCUGGACAGGUGGGCUACGUCAUAGCAGGAAUGAAAGAUGUACAGGAAGCACAAAUAGGUGAUACACUCUAUUUACAAAAGCAGCCUGUGGAAUCUCUGCCAGGCUUCAAAUCUGCAAAGCCUAUGGUGUUUGCAGGCAUGUAUCCAGUUGAUCAAUCAGAAUAUAACAACUUGAAAAGUGCUUUAGAAAAACUUACCUUAAAUGACCCUAGUGUAACUGUUCAUCGGGACAGCAGUCCAGCACUAGGAGCUGGAUGGCGAUUGGGCUUUCUUGGGCUUUUACAUUUAGAGGUUUUUAACCAGCGCCUAGAGCAAGAAUACAAUGCAUCAGUAAUUAUGACUGCCCCUACAGUUCCGUACAGAGCUGUUCUGUCUUCUCAGAAAAUGAUAAAGGAAUAUGGAGAGGAAGUGAUUACUAUAGUAAACCCUGCAGAAUUUCCCGAUAAGUGUCACAUUUCAGAGUAUCUUGAGCCUAUGGUACAGGGUACCAUCAUUUCACCUGAUGAAUAUAUUGGAAAGAUAAUGGCUCUGUGCCUGUCCCGACGAGGAGUUCAAAAGAGCAUGGUGUACAUAGAUGAACAUAGAGUCAUGAUGAAAUACCUGUUGCCUUUAAAUGAAAUAGUGGUGGAUUUUUAUGAUGGCCUAAAAUCAUUAUCAUCUGGAUAUGCAAGUUUUGAUUAUGAAGAUGCAGGUUAUCAACCAGCUGACCUUGUGAAAAUGGAUAUUCUGUUAAAUGGACGUCCUGUGGAAGAACUGGUGACCAUUGCACACAAAGAAAAAGCUUAUCAAGUUGGUAAAACAAUUUGUGAAAGACUCAGUGAUUCAAUACCCAGACAACUUUUUGAAAUAGCCAUUCAGGCUUCCAUAGGCAGCAAGAUAAUUGCGAGAGAAACUGUGAAAGCCUACAGAAAAAAUGUCUUGGCAAAAUGUUAUGGAGGUGACAUUACAAGGAAAAUGAAGCUACUAAAAAGGCAAGCCGAAGGAAAGAAAAAAAUGAGAAAAAUUGGCAAUGUGGAAGUACCAAAGGACGCAUUCAUAAAUGUAUUAAAAAGACUGCCAGAUAAAUGAAAAAAAUUAACUACGCUCUGUUUUUUUUUUUAUUAUUUCAAUUUUCAGUCACAUCAGCUAGGAAAAAAAGAAAAAAACUGUUCUUUUUUUACUUAUGGCUUCAGUAUAAACCAUUGUGAAAAAUUUAAUAUUUAAAAUGCAUAGUUGUUUAACUAGACUGUUAUCAUUUUUUAAAAUUAUUAUUAUUUUAGAAAAAUAAUGUUACAUCAUAAACAACAGACUACUUGUAAGAAAUGAAAGUAAAAUGCAAAAUUUAACAGCCAACAAAUCCUAAUAAUAAUGUUAACAGAAAGAGGUGGAGGAAGAGGAACUCUAAUGUUAACCAUGUUCCAGUAUUCUUCAGUUUUUUAUUAUAACCUUCAUAAUACAGUAGAAGAUUGGGUGGAGAUAUGUAUUGAAAAUUGCAAAUAAAAGAGAAUGAUAAUAUAAAA